AUGCCAGAGUAUCAGUAUCUCUCCGGCUUUGGAUCGCAUUUUUCGUCAGAGGAUCCACGAUUUCCAAAUGCGCUACCAGCAGGGCAAAAUUCACCGCAAAAGUGUCCUUAUGGUUUGUACGCCGAGCAACUUUCCGGUAGCGCGUUCACCGCACCACGCACCGAAAAUGUCCGCUCAUGGUUGUACCGGAUCCGGCCCUCGGUCGUACAUCAACCGUUUAAGCGGUUCGAGAGCGUAGCACCGUUCCUUCGCGGGACGGGCUGGGAAGAGCAGCACCCGAACCCGAAUCAGAUGCGCUGGAAUCCGUUCGAUUUGCCAGCCACCGGAACCGAGGUGGACUUUGUGGCCGGCUUACACACCGUGUGUGGAGCGGGUGACGUCCGUUCCCGCCACGGGUUGGCAAUACACGUGUAUCUGGCCAACAGUUCGAUGCAGGAUACGGCGUUUUACAACAGCGAUGGGGAUUUUUUGAUUGUUCCCCAACAGGGUCCUCUGGACAUCACGACCGAGUUUGGACGCUUGUACGUGAAACCGAAUGAGAUCUGCGUCAUUCCGCAGGGUGUCCGGUUUAGCGUGGCGCUUGAGGAGGUCUCACGGGGUUACAUCCUCGAGGUGUACGAUGGACACUUCCGUCUGCCCGACCUGGGUCCGAUCGGUGCGAACGGGUUGGCGAACCCACGUGACUUCCUUACGCCGACUGCACACUUCGAGGAUCGUUCCGUGGACGGUUUCCGUAUCGUGUCGAAGUUCCAGGGAGCACUGUUUGUUGCCACGCAAGGCCACUCACCAUUCGACGUAGUCGCCUGGCACGGCAACUACGUACCGUACAAGUACGAUCUGGCCCGCUUCAUGGUGAUCAACUCCGUUAGCUUUGAUCACUGUGACCCGAGCAUCUUCACCGUGCUUACCUGUCCCAGCAACCGGCCCGGAACAGCCAUAGCCGACUUCGUUAUUUUCCCUCCAAGGUGGUCCGUUCAGGAGCAUACCUUCCGUCCGCCUUACUACCACCGUAACUGCAUGAGCGAGUUCAUGGGUCUGAUCUUUGGUCGGUAUGAAGCGAAAGAGGGAGGUUUCUUACCCGGUGGAGCCUCGCUCCACUCGAUGAUGACACCGCACGGUCCGGACCAUCGUUGCUUCGAGGGAGCCUCCAAUGCGGAGCUUAAACCGGAACGUAUUGCCGAAGGAACGCAAGCGUUCAUGUUCGAGUCAUCGCUAAGCAUGGCCGUGACACGUUGGGGCGAGGAAACCUGCCAGAAGUUGGAUGCACGGUACUACGAAUGCUGGCAGGCACUGGAAAAACACUUUCAUCUGUAGAUGGGAAGAGUUUCAGCUAUUUUUUUAAAAAAAGAUUCAAAGUAAUCGAAAUAUUUCGCCUGUACUCUCAAGAAUGACAUCGAUUUGUUACUUUUCCGGUUUGCUUAUAUUUCAUUUGAAUUUUAUUCAUUUUUAUACCUUUCUUUCUUUCGCAUGUUUUCAUAACAUUUUGUUGCCUUUUUUUCAUGUUAUUUUCUCUUGUGUUCCUCUUCUAUUUCUGUUUCAUAAUUACGAAUAUAUUUUUUUAAGAAGCAAAUUCCAUAAAAUUAUAAACCGGGUGGUUUUUGUUCGUUUUAUGUAUUUUUUUUAAAUAUUCUUUUCUAUGUUUGCUGAAGGAGAGAUUGCGUGUGUCCGUAUGGUAAUUUUUUUUUUCGCGAUUUUUUUCUGUGCAGCAGUCCCAAACGCCUUUAUUAACUUGUUCGAUUCGUUUCUGUACCGUAGUACCAGUUAACAACAGGACAAUUUCUGCAAUACGUCAGUAAUGAGUAGUUAUCACCAGAUUCGCGAAAGAAGUGUUAGUGUUUUCCGCUCUAUUUUUUAGUUCGUCUGUAGUCAAUUUCGCACAAAAGGGACUUUUAUGUGACUGAUUCAACAUACCGAUUAAUAUUUGAUUUAAAUAGCCUCAUUGUCAGCGUUUUUUCUAUGUACAUCUUCCCAUACGUACCGUCAGCUCUCGUUGUUAGUAUAGGCACAGACAUAUCCAGUUUUGAGAUCCUUAAAAACGAAUGAAUACAUCCAGUAUCAAUAUCGAACCGUGCACCGUGGUGUCCUUUAUUGCAACAUUUAAAUACAACCGAAAUCCCGUUCCGCGGGAAA
Messenger RNA from Anopheles nili, 2130 nucleotides. RefSeq names its product homogentisate 1,2-dioxygenase (gene hgo). Bases 1 to 1314 code for a protein of 437 amino acids. The record is from RefSeq and is a predicted model, not a curated record. Gene Ontology annotation, cellular component: cytoplasm. Gene Ontology annotation, molecular function: homogentisate 1,2-dioxygenase activity. Gene Ontology annotation, biological process: L-phenylalanine catabolic process. NCBI's taxonomy places the organism in Eukaryota, Metazoa, Arthropoda, Insecta, Diptera, Culicidae. The transcript has 4 exons.